Eriocheir sinensis (Chinese mitten crab) is the source of this 3027-nucleotide messenger RNA. RefSeq lists its product as uncharacterized. The record is from RefSeq and is a predicted model, not a curated record. Gene Ontology annotation, molecular function: protein binding. Lineage: Eukaryota; Metazoa; Arthropoda; Malacostraca; Decapoda; Varunidae. The transcript is spliced from 9 exons. Bases 498 to 1751 code for a protein of 417 amino acids. Gene Ontology annotation, biological process: signal transduction.
UCCUCUUCCAUCCCUUUUCGUUUUUCUCCUUUUCGUUUUCAUUAAUUUCCUUUCCCUUCUCAUAUAAUCCCUUUUCCUUUCUCAUUGCCUUCUUCUAAUUUGUUUUCCUUUUUCAUUCCUAUUUCCUUUCCUUUUUUUGAUAGUUCCUCUCUCGACCAUAACCUAUAUCUACCAGUCAACCACUAAUCCCUUUCUCGAUCAUAAUCUCUGCCAGUCAACCCCGGCCCUUUCUCGACCAUCCUAUCUUCCAAACCACCACUCUCUCUCUCGACCAUAUAUCCUCUACCAUUCAACCACUAAUCCCUUUCUCGACCAUACAACCUCUAUACUCGUCCGUUUCGACCACACCCACAAAGCAGGGACACACCUUAAGGCCCUUCCACAAUCCCCUUCUUCAUCUUCGUUGGGAGACUUCGAAGUCCUCGCGGCGGCCCUGAAGACCCUCGAUUCUUGCACCUUCUUCAGCGAGAGCCUUGUCGAACUCCCAGCAGUGAAAGAUGGGCCGUUCAAUUCGCGACAGCUCGCCCUCUCUUCAACCCUGCCUGGCUAAGGGCACCACCACCACAGGCAUGGCAGACGCAGAGGAGGCUCGUUGGGGCAAGAGGGAGGUGGAGAUCAAGGAGGAGGUGAAGGACAUGAAGCCAGAGAACGCUGAGGUGCUGCUGGACCUUCUGGAGGAGGUGAGGAGGCAGCGCGAGGAGGAGGAGGCGAACAGGACAUACACGUGGAUGAAGGACUGUGAUGUCAACUUGUGGGCGUUCAAGGACAAGCACCCCGGCAUGAUGAAAGGCCUGCAGGAGGAGCUGGACCCCGAAGUGUGGGAGGACGUGGCCGUAAAACUCGGACUCACCAACCAGCAAAUAGAGAAGUGCCGUAAGUCUGAGAUGUACUCCCGAGGGUAUGGGUCACACUCCUUCGCCCGGGAGAUGUUCAACACCCUCGCCGUGAGUCCUCGUCACCGCGACCUGACCCUCAAGACGGUGCUGGAGGCCCUUAAGGAACUCAAACGCCAUGAUAUUCUGCGCCGCCUGCAAGGGUUUGACUGUCUGAAAAUGAUGGAGAAGUUCAACGAUGCCAAGACCUUCACGCAGACCAUACAGGGGCCGAGGGAGGUGCUGGUGGCCUCGGCGAACACAGGCACCACCACUGAGGCCAUACGCGAGGUGAACGGUGUAGUGCCAAAACCUCCGCAGCAGCCACAGUCCUUUGUCGCCAAGGUGCUCGUCAUCCACGCCAGCGAUGCCAAAGAAGAGGCUCUGAAGUUCGUGGCCUACCUGAAGAGCCCAGCGAGUGACCGCAGCGUGCGUGUUGUGCUUCUCCAGGAGUCGCAGAACACCAACGUCCAGGCCUGGCUGGAGAUUGACCCUUACAACAGCAUCCAUAAGUGGUUCCUGUCGGUGGAUGUGGUGGUGCCCGUCCUGUCUCCCCAACUCCUGCGGCAGAUCCAGAACCUUGACACGGGCGACACGGCUGCAAGGGACGCAAGACGAGACUUGGAGAAAAACUGCAAUCGCUACGUCUACCGCAUGAUGCUGGACCAGUUCGUCGAAAUCGGGUGCAAAAACUUCUCCUGCCGUGCUGUGUGUCCUGGCCGGUACUUGAGUGAGGUCAACACUAACCCGCUCGUCCAAAGCAGUCCCCUCUUUCGCAUGAACUGGAACUUGUCGUCGCAGAGUCAGCUGGAGGAGUGUGCCAGUGCUGUCUUCAUGACGGCCAAGGCGGUGAGGAAGAUGAGGAGGCGCCGGAGGUAACAGCCGCAGUGAGUGGAGCAUGAGGGCAUCUUCUCCCAGGCUCAUAAAAGAACGUAACACUUAGCCAAACGGUCAUGGAUAUUGCCCUUUCUGAAUCGCUCUCUCUUCCAGUAUGAUGUUAUUCCAACACUACCAAUACGAUUAACUCAUUUCUCCAUCAGUAAAUUUCCCAAGACUCAUAAAAGAACAUCACACUUAGCCAAACGGUCAUGGAUAUUGCCCUGUCUGAAUCGCUCUCUCUUCCAGCAUGAUGCUAUUCCAACACUGAGGUGGAUAGUGGAGUGUUUCCCAUGUGGUAUUGGUGUGCUGGAUAUCCCCUCCCAUUUCUUCAAUGAAUUGUAGCAGCCACUUUUUGUUCCACUCCUGUAGCUGGUGAUGGCUUCUUCUAGGAAAUCCACAGUCAAGGGGUUAAGAAUAGGGACCUUAGUGUUGUGUCUGCUGUUGGUUGAAAGUCUCCCUCACAAAUAAUCUCAGGUGCCUUGCAGAACUACUAUAGAAAUGUCAUUGUUUGGAAGUCUCUCACAGCUGUCUCUUCACAUGCAUUCCAAAACUAUUAUAGAAAUGUCAUUGUUUGGAAGUCUCUCAUAACAAUCUCUUCACAUGCAUUCCAAAACUAUUAUAGAAAUGUCAUUGUUUGGAAGUCUCUCACAGCAGUCUCUUCACAUGCAUUCCAAAACUACUAUAGAAAUGUCAUUGUUUGGAAGUCUCUCACAGCAGUCUCUUCACAUGCCUUCCAAAACUACUAUAGAAAUGUCAUUGUUUGGAAGUCUCUCACAGCAGUCUCUUCACAUGCAUUCCAAAACUACUAUAGAAAUGUCAUUGUUUGGAAGUCUCUCACAUAACAAUCUCUUCACAUGCAAUCCAAAACCGUUACAGAAGCAGGAUUCACACAAUAAUUAUAUCUGUAGUGAAUAAUUAUGGCUUGGUGCAAUAAUUUCUACUCUAAUAAAAAUGUAAAUAAUGAUGUGAUAACUUUUGAAUGAGGUAUAUAUAUAUAGUUUGUGUGUUAUGAAGAUGAUAUAUUAUUUUAUACUAUCAUACUGUUUUCAAUGAUUUAUUUUUAUUUUUUAUUUUUUUUUACUACAAAGGAGACAGCUCAAGGGCACACAAAAAAGGAAACAAUAUUAAAGAAAAAGCCCGCUACUCGCUGCUCCUAAAAAAUAAUCUAAAGAGGCGGCCGAAGUUUGUAUUUGAUGAAGAUUAUACUCAUACCAUUAUACUAAUCUGAAUAUGUAGUAUGUAUUUUAUGAAGAUUAUAUAAAUAUACCAAAUACUA